CCAACCUUCUUGAAAAUUUUCAGCAACAAAAGUCUAUGAUCACAUUACUUUUCUACUUCAUUGUAUCUAUAUAGAUGUUCUCAUAUAUCUUAUCCCCAAAUACACUAGCCUAAGAUAGUAAAACAAACAAUGAGCUGGUGGUGGUCCGGUGCAGUUGGCGCUGCAAGGAAAACUCUCAAUCAAGAUAAGGUUCCGUCAAGCUAUGAAAGUGUGGCCUUAGUUGUGGGCAUCACAGGCAUUGUUGGCAACAGUUUGGCUGAGAUUCUCCCUCUCCCUGACACCCCGGGAGGCCCCUGGAAAGUCUAUGGCGUUGCUCGUCGUCCAAGACCACCAUGGGAUGCGAACCACCCUGUUGAGUACAUCCAGUGUGACAUUUCCAAUCCUGAGGAAACUCAAUCCAGCCUCUCCCGCCUCAACGACGUCACUCACCUCUUUUAUGUCACUUGGGCUAGUAGAUCCACUGAGGCUGAAAAUUGCGAAAUCAACAGUAAAAUGUUUAGAAAUGUGUUGAAUUGCAUUAUUCCAAAUGCACCAAAGCUGCAACAUAUAUGUUUGCAAACUGGCAAAAAGCAUUACUUCGGGUCUUUUGAGGCAUCCGGGAUAGCAGCACAUGAUCCUCCAUAUAGCGAAGAUCUUCCAAGGCUAGAAUCUCCAAAUUUUUACUAUAAUCUUGAAGACAUCUUGUUUGAGGAAGUAAAGAAAAAAGAUGGUUUAACUUGGUCAGUCCAUAGGCCUGGAACUAUAUUUGGUUUUUCGCCUCACAGUAUGAUGAAUAUGAUCUGUACUCUCAGUGUUUACGCUGCAAUAUGCAAACAUGAGGGUACGGUUCUGAGGUUUCCAGGGACUAAGGAAGCUUGGAGUCUGUAUUCAGAAGCUUCGGAUGCUGACUUGAUUGCGGAGCAAGAGAUAUGGGCUGCAGUGGAUCCAUACGCCAAGAAUGAAGCGUUUAAUUGCAGUAAUGGCGACGUGUUCAAGUGGAAGCAUUUCUGGAAGGUGCUGGCCGAGCAAUUUGAAGUGGAAUGCGGAGAAUUUGAGGGCGAUGAGAGGUUGACAUUAGUAGAGCUGAUGAAGGAUAAAGAGAGUGUUUGGGAUGAGAUAGUUAAAGAGUAUAAUUUGGUGCCUACUAAACUAGAAGACAUUGGAGUGUGGUGGUUUGUUGAUUACAUACUUGGCAUUGAGUAUCCUCUAGAUACUAUGAACAAGAGCAAGGAGCAUGGAUUCUUGGGUUUUAGGAACUCUAAAUCCUCAUUCAUUCAUUGGAUAGAUAAGCUUAAAGAUUCCAAAAUCGUUCCUUAGUUAGAACUAUCUUCUGGUGUUUUUCAUGUUCAAUGUGUUUGGUUUUGUUCUUGUGUUUGAGAUUUCUGGUUGUUUUGAAUAAACUACUCCCUCCGUUUCAAUUUA
Daucus carota subsp. sativus is the source of this 1401-nucleotide messenger RNA. RefSeq names its product (S)-8-oxocitronellyl enol synthase ISY1. The coding region runs from base 130 to 1296 and encodes 388 amino acids. Lineage: Eukaryota; Viridiplantae; Streptophyta; Magnoliopsida; Apiales; Apiaceae. The transcript is spliced from 2 exons. The record is from RefSeq and is a predicted model, not a curated record.